Drosophila serrata is the source of this 594-nucleotide messenger RNA. RefSeq names its product muscle M-line assembly protein unc-89-like. NCBI's taxonomy places the organism in Eukaryota, Metazoa, Arthropoda, Insecta, Diptera, Drosophilidae. The record is from RefSeq and is a predicted model, not a curated record.
AUGCCCCAAGACAAGACUCUUGGUCUGUCAACUCCUUCAGUAGCUCCCUUUAGCGGCGAAGAUGAUAAAUCUCUUCUGAAAGAAGAACUUAAGCCUAGUGUUUCAAUUUCAAAAGUAGUAGAAAGCUCAACAACACUUCACUCCGACAGCACUAUUAUCAAAUCAGUUGGUAUAAUUAAGCCAUCAGAUCCUUUCUCAAGUUUCCAAGGUGACAAAAUUGGGGAUAAAUCUCCUCUUAAAGAAGCAGACAAACCGAAGCCCAUUGACGUUAAGGAUGACAAAGCCCCUACUAAACUGGACGACAAACCAAAGUCUUCUCUUGAUUCAAUAAAACCUAUUCAACAAGAAUACUCGGACGGUGAAAGCGAUGAAGAGUUUGGAAUUCCCAAGCCCCAAGACAUGACUGUUGGUCAGCCAACUCCAUCAGUAGCUCCCUUUAGCGCCGUUAGUGAAAAAUCUCCUCUAAAAGAAGCAGACAUACUGAAGCCAAUUGGCGCUAAGGAUGACAAAGCCCCUACUAAACUGGACGACAAACCAAAAUCACCUCUUGAUUGUAAACCUAUUCAACAAGAAUACUCGGACGAUGAAAGCGAU